Molecule: messenger RNA, 1205 nt
Organism: Zeugodacus cucurbitae (melon fly)
Lineage: Eukaryota; Metazoa; Arthropoda; Insecta; Diptera; Tephritidae
Product: serine protease persephone-like
Exons: 10
Coding region: 50-1123 (357 amino acids)
Biological process (GO): proteolysis
Molecular function (GO): serine-type endopeptidase activity
Source: RefSeq, a predicted model, not a curated record
UACACCGAAAGAUUCGCUUUCAUUUAUCCAAUUAAAGUUGUUUUGUAAAAUGGAAAAUAAACUGUAUUAUAAAAUACUGUUUGGACUCUUCUUCGCGCUCUUUCAAACGUAUAGUGUGGAGGGUGCUGACUCUGACCAUUCCGCUGAUGAUGGGUCUUUGACCAUUUUCGUGGACGCGGGUAAGGACAUAGAGAGUUUCUUAACUUUGGCUAAAUCAAUCGAAAGAAAGCAAAGUCUUAUAGAUGACGCCUUGAAAAGAAUGUCAGCGAAAAUCGGUGCGUUGGAAGAAAGAAUGGCCACGGAAGCCAAAGCAACAGAGGAGAGAUGGGCCCAACGAUUGACAGAGGGGAUAAAAACUGCGGAAGGAAGAAUGCCAGCGGAAUUUCAACGGUUGAAUCAGAAAGUAGUUGGGUUAAGCAACCAGCUUGCCAAAAGUCGAGACAUUGCCACCCCGCAGAAACGGCCUGCAGAACUUGCUUGUGAUAAAAUAACUAAUGAUUUGCGAUCGAUUGGAGAGACCACAUUUGAUGGCAUGCCCUACUCCGCCCUCAGGCUUUAUUGUUCUGAUAACCAACCUAAAUUUUGCAGAGGCGCUUUGAUUGACAAACGUUUUUUAAUAACGGCAGCAAGUUGCGUAUCAACUGACAAAUAUGCGAAGGUAGAAGUGGAUUCAGUGAUGAGAGGAAUAAAGGCUAUUCACAUUCAUUCCAACUACUCUUCAAAAACGCCCUCCCUUAACAACAUUGCCUUGAUUGAACUGGAAAGUGAUGUGGGUUACACUCCCGAAAGGUAUCCAGUGUGCUUAUAUACAUCACAAGUGAAUCCAGAGAGUGAUUUGAUGGGAAUAUACGGGAAAGCUCAGAUUGUAACAGACGCUGAGUGUUUUAAUAAGAUCGGUACUCACCUGAAAAUAUCACAAAUAUGUUUAAAGAAUUUGCAAUUUGGACUCACUUUCUCUGGCUGGCCAAUAUACGAGGUUCAAGAAAAUUUCCCCAAAUUUAAAUUGUUUGCAAUUGUAGCGAACGAAACGAAAUCUGACCAUUUUGAACCUUAUGUGAUAACGAAAGUGUUUGAUCACUUGAACUUUAUAGAAAGCAUUGUAUGGCCGAAGAGAGGCAAAUGAAUUUCGAAUGUAAUAAUUUUCAAUAAUCAAAUAUACAAAUAAAGUAAAACCGUUUAUUCAACAUAUUUACGAAUAUGUAAAA